Molecule: messenger RNA, 3351 nt
Organism: Symphalangus syndactylus (siamang)
Lineage: Eukaryota; Metazoa; Chordata; Mammalia; Primates; Hylobatidae
Product: 5'-3' exoribonuclease 2-like
Biological process (GO): nuclear-transcribed mRNA catabolic process
Cellular component (GO): nucleus
Molecular function (GO): 5'-3' RNA exonuclease activity; RNA binding
Source: RefSeq, a predicted model, not a curated record
GGUUAUGCUCGUCAGCCGGUCAGCUGCCGCCUCCAGCCAUGUGCCGCUGUGGGAGUCGUGGCGUUCUUCCGCUGGCUCAGCCAAAAGUACCCAUCCAUCAUAGUCAACUGCGUGGAAAAGAAGCCAAAACAAUGCAAUGGUGUAAAGAUUCCAGUUGAUGCCAGUAAACCUAAUCCAAAUGAUGUGGGGUUUGAUAAUCCGUAUUUGGAUAUGAACGGAAUCAUCCAUCCCUGUACUCAUCCUGAAGACAAACCAGCACCAAAAAAUGAAGAUGAAAUGAUGGUUGCAAUUUUUGAGUACAUUGACAGACUUUUCAGUAUUGUAAGACCAAGACGACUUCUCUACAUGGCAAUAGAUGGAGUGGCACCACGUGCUAAAAUGAACAAGCAGCAUUCAAGGAGAUUCAAGGCAUCAAAAGAAGGAAUAGAAGCAGCAGUCAAGAAGCAGUGAGUCAGGGAAGAAAUAUUGGCAAAAGAUGGCUUUCUUCCUCCAGAAACAAAAGAAAGAUUAGACAGCAACUGUAUUACACCAGGAACUGAAUUCAUAGACAAUCUUGCUAAAUGCCUUCACUAUUACAUAGCUGAUCGUUUAAAUAAUGACCCUGGGUGGAAAAAUUUGACAGUUAUUUCAUCUGAUGCUAGUGCUCCUGGUGAAGGAGAACAUAAAGUCGUGGAUUACAUUAGAAGGCCAAGAGCCCAGCCUAACCAUGACCCAAAUACUCAUCAUUGUUUAUGUAUAGCAGAUGCUGAUCUCAUUAUGCUUAGCCUUGCCACACAUGAACCCAACUUUACCAUUAUUAGAGAAGAAUUCAAACCAAACAAGCCCAAACCGUGUGGUCUUUGUAAUCAGUUUGGACAUGAGGUCAAAGAUUGUGAAGGUUUGCCAAGAGAAAAGAAGAGAAAGCAUGAUGAACUUGCCGAUAGUCUUCCUUGUGCAGAAGGAGAGUUUAUCUUCCUUCGGCUUAAUGUUCUUCGUGAGUAUCUGGAAAGAGAACUCACAAUGGCCAGCCUACCAUUCACAUUUGAUGUUGAGAGGAGCAUUGAUGACUGGGUUUUCAUGUGCUUCUUUGUGGGAAAUGACUUCCUCCCUCAUUUGCCAUCGGUAGAGAUUAGGGAAAAUGCAAUUGACCGUUUGGUCAACAUAUACAAAAAUGUGGUACACAAAAGGGGUUACCUUACUGACAGUGGUUAUGUCAAUCUACAAAGAGUACAGAUGAUCAUGUUAGCCGUUGGUAAAGUUGAGAAUAGCAUUUUUAAAAAGAGAAAGGAUGAUGAGGACAGUUUUAGAAGACGACAGAAAGAAAAAAGAAAGAGAAUGAAGAGAAAUCAACCAACUUUCACUCCUAGUGAAAUAUUAACUCCUCAUGCCUUGGUUUCAAGAAAUUCACCAGGUUCUCAAGUAGCCAGUAAUCCGAGACAAGCAGCCUAUGAAAUGAGGAUGCAGAAUAACUCUAGUCCUUCAAUAUCUCCUAAUACGAGUUUCAUAUCUGAUGGCUCCCCGUCUCUAAUAGGAGGAAUUAAGCGAAAAGCAGAAGACAGUGACAGUGAACCUGAGCCAGAGGAUAACGUCAGGUUAUGGGAAGCUGGCUGGAAGCAGCAGUACUACAAGAACAAAUUUGACGUCGAUGCAGCUGAUGAGAAAUUCCGUCAGAAAGUUGUGCAUUCGUACGUUGAAGGACUUUGCUGGGUUCUUAGAUAUUAUUAUCAGGGCUGUGCUUCCUGGAAGUGGUAUUAUCCAUUUCAUUAUGCGCCAUUUGCUUCAGACUUUGAAGGCAUUGCAGACAUGCCAUCUGAUUUUGAGAAGGGUACAAAACCGUUUAAACCACUGGAACAACUUAUGGGAGUUUUUCCAGCUGCAAGUGGUAAUUUUCUACCUCCAUCAUGGCGGAAGCUCAUGAGUGAUCCUGAUUCUAGUAUAAUUGAUUUCUAUCCCGAAGAUUUUGCUAUUGAUUUGAAUGGGAAGAAAUAUGCAUGGCAAGGAGUUUCUCUCUUGCCAUUCGUGGAUGAGCGAAGGCUAUGAGCUGCCCUAGAAGAGGUAUACCCAGACUUCACUCCAGAAGAGACCAGAAGAAACAGCCUUGGAUGUGAUGUCUUAUUUGUGGGGAAACAUCACCCACUCCAUGACUUCAUUUUAGAGCUGUACCAGACAUGUUCCACAGAGCCAGUGGAUGCCCCUGAACUAUGUCAUGGGAUUCAAGGAAAGUUUUCUUUGGAUGAAGAAGCCAUUCUUCCAGAUCAAAUAGUAUGUUCUCCUGUUCCUAUGUUAAGGGAUCUGACACAGAACACUGUAGUCAGUAUUAAUUUUAAAGACCCACAGUUUGCUGAAGAUUGUAUUUUUAAAGCUGUAAUGCUUCCAGGAGCAAGAAAGCUAGCAGCAGUACUGAAACCUAGUGGCUGGGAAAAAUCCAGCAAUGGACAGCAGUGGAAGCCUCAGCUUGGCUUUAACCAUGACCAGAGGCCUGUGCACUUGGAUCAGGCAGGCUUCAGGACUUUGGGCCGUGUUAUGCCAAGAGGCUCAGGAACAGGCAUUUACAGCAAUGCUGCACCACCACCUGCGACUUACCAGGGAAACUUAUACAGGCCGCUUUUGAGAGGACAAGCCCAGAUUCCAAAACUUAUGUCAAAUAUGAGGCCCCAGGAUUCCUGGCAAGGUCCUCCUCCCUUUUUCCAGCAGCAAAGGUUUGACAGAGGCAUUGGGGCUGAACCUCUGCUCCCAUGGAAACGGAUGCUGCAAACCCAGAAUGCAGCCUUCCAGCCAAACCAGUACCAGAUGCUAGCUGGGCCUGGUGGGUAUCCACCCAGACGAGAUGAUCUUGGAGGGAGACAGGGAUAUCCCAGAGAAGGAAGGAAAUAUCCUUUGCCACCACCCUCAGGAAGAUACAAUUGAAAUUAAGCUUUUGUAAAGCUUUCCCAAAUCCUUUCAUCAUUCUACAGUUUUAUGCCAUUUGUGGAAAGAUUUCUUUCUCAAGUAGUAGUUUUUAAUAAAACUACAGUACUUUGUGUAUUUCUUUUAACUGUGUAUAUUUCUACUGAUCUGAUCUCACUGUUUAUGUUGCUUUCCAAAGAUGUAUGUUGCAUAAUACAGUGGAUCUGAAUUUAUUAUUGCUUAUAAAACACAUUUGAUGGAAUAGGAGUACUGGUUUUUCAUAAUGGUUAAAAAUGAAACCAGCUGUGGAUUUCAAAACACAGUGUAUUCUAGAUCAUCUAAGAUCCAUGCUGAUUUUUAUUGCACAAGAAUUAGGUUUGAACUCUUGAGCUGGAACCCUCAGCAAACUAGAGUAUAUAUUGUUCAGUAUUUCUUUGGAAACAUUUCAUUAAUGUACUUGUCUUACAGAAAUUUCUGGACUUUAGU